Messenger RNA from Syngnathoides biaculeatus (alligator pipefish), 613 nucleotides. It is a transcript of the gene cnrip1a, whose product is annotated as cannabinoid receptor interacting protein 1a. Gene Ontology annotation, molecular function: type 1 cannabinoid receptor binding. Gene Ontology annotation, cellular component: plasma membrane. Gene Ontology annotation, biological process: negative regulation of signaling receptor activity. The record is from RefSeq and is a predicted model, not a curated record. The coding region runs from base 19 to 507 and encodes 162 amino acids. NCBI's taxonomy places the organism in Eukaryota, Metazoa, Chordata, Actinopteri, Syngnathiformes, Syngnathidae. The transcript is spliced from 3 exons.
CUCCCGAGAGGCGUGAAAAUGGACGACGUCCCGGCGCUGGUUCACAUCUCCAUCUCGUUGUGGAUCCAACCCAACGACGGCGACGUUUUCUUCAAGGUGGACGGAAGCCGAUUCGGACAAACCAGAACCGUCAAAUUGCUGACGGGUUCCAAGUAUAAGAUUCAAGUUCUCGUCAAGCCCGGAAAUGUCGAGGCCACAAAUAUGAACAUCGGCGGUGUGGUGUUCCCUCUGGAGGAGCAGUCUCGAGACGCCGAUCACGUUGUCUAUCACGGGCGCUAUGACACCGAGGGCGUGCCGCACACCAAGAGCGGCGACCGGCAGCCCGUGGAAGUCAGCAUUCAGUUUGAGCGCGCCGGCACGUUCGAGACCGUCUGGCAGGCCAAGUACUACAACUACUACAAGCGCGAGCACUGCCAGUUUGGUAACAAAUUCAGCAGCAUCGAGUACGAGUGCAAGCCCAACGAGACGCGCACCCUCAUGUGGAUCAACAAGGAGGCCUUCAACUGAACGCCGCACACGCAACACGAUUUCUUCCUCCGCUUUUUCUAUUAUUUAUUUCAAUAUGUUCUACGAUUGUGUACGUGUCGUGUCUGGGCUGGCCGGCGAGCGGGAU